Molecule: messenger RNA, 2973 nt
Organism: Beauveria bassiana ARSEF 2860
Lineage: Eukaryota; Fungi; Ascomycota; Sordariomycetes; Hypocreales; Cordycipitaceae
Product: PH domain-containing protein
Exons: 7
Coding region: 1-2973 (990 amino acids)
Source: RefSeq, a predicted model, not a curated record
AUGGAGAGCGCCGAUAGAGCCGGCGCGGCGGCGGCGGCGGCGGUGCGGGCCACGCUGAAGGACUGGAUCCCGGCAAAGGCCACGUCCGCGGCGUCGCAGAUGGCGUCCAUCUUUGUGCCAAUGAUGCGUGACGGCGUGCUGACGCAUUUCAAUUCGACAAUGGGCCAUGCGGCGAGCCGUCCAGCCGUGUGCCCGCCCAUUCAUCACACCGUACCCGUAAAGGGCGCCUAUGCACUCCUUUCGUUUGCUUCCCGCUUCUCUGGCUCCUGGAGCCCACCUACACCCGCCGCCUCGCCUCCUACCACCUCGCCCAUCGCCGCCGCUGCCGCCACCAACGAGCCCUUUCCUGACCAUCACAUCGGCCUCAACCUCCCUCCCACCCCGCCUUCCUACCCGGACUAUGGCACAGUAGACUCCGACAGUCCCGACAGUCCCCCUCAGAAGCGUCAGCGCAGCGCUUCCCGACCCCUCUCCAUCUACUCGUACCAGCCGCCUCUCAUGGACAUUACCGAGGACACCAUCCCGGAGCUGCAGCCCGUCUUUUCCUUUCUCAACUCGCACUCCAACAAACUCUAUCAAGAGGGCUACUUCCUCAAGCUCGACGACCAAAACACACAGGGUAAACCCAAUGUCGACCGGACAUGGACAGAGUGCUUUGCUCAGCUCGUCGGCACCGUCCUCUCCCUAUGGGACGCCGCCGAGCUCGAUGCUGCCGGCGAGGAUGGCGAGGUCCUCCCCAAAUUCAUCAACCUCACUGAUGCCUCCAUCAAAAUGAUUGAGUCUCUUCCCACCCGCUCCAAGGACGAGCAACCCCUGCAAAAUAUCCUCAGCAUCUCUACCGCUGGCCGCAACCGAUACCUUCUCCACUUCAACUCCCACCACUCCUUGGUCCAAUGGACUGCCGGCAUCCGUCUCGCCAUGUACGAGCACUCUACCCUUCAAGAGGCCUACACCGGUGCCCUCAUUGCCGGCAGAGGCAAGACUCUCAACAACAUCAACGUCAUUCUCGAGCGCGCCCGCUUCCCCACAGAGUCCUGGGUACGAGUCCGCUUCGGUGCCGGUGUGCCUUGGAGACGCUGUUGGUGCGUCAUUUCGCCUCCAGACGAAAAGGAGUAUGCCAAGCAUCAAAAGGAGAUGAAGAAGCGCUCUGCCUACGAUAGAUCCUCCGCUCCUGCUCUCAAGGGCGACAUCAAGUUUUAUGACCAGCGCAAGGAGGGCAAAAAGCAGAAGAAGCUGCAACCCAUCGCCUCUAUCACCGAUGCCUAUGCCGCCUACGCCAUCUACCCCCAGGCCAAGUCCCUAGUCGAUGCCUCGACUCUCAUCAAGAUUGAGGGCAGCGUCUCCAUUCACACCGAUCCUCCUUCCUCGACCGAAGGCUUCGUCUUCGUCAUGCCCGAGAUCCAUCCCAUGGUCACUGGCUUUGAGAUGCUCCUGCGCAACCUUUUGCCUACCUGGGACACUUUUGGUCUCUACGGCCGCCCAGGCCGUCUCGUUGCCAGCGUCCUCGAUCAGCGCUCCCUCAUGUUUGCCAUGCCCAAGCACAAGCGCUACGGCUAUCUCGAAAUUCUCGACGUUGCCGCCCUCAUCAAUGAGCAGGGCAGCUCCAGCUGGAACGAGCGUGAGUGGCGCAAGCGCCUCAAGGAGAUUACUGGCACCCGCAUGAACGCCAUCGAGGAAGGAGCUCCUCGCACCGGCCGCAACAGUGCCAACAGCCCCAUGGGUGGUCUGCGACCCAAAGUUGGAUUUGCUGACGAUGGCGCAUCUACUCGAUCGUCACGCUCCCACUCCCUCAGCGGCAGCGGUCCCAGAACCGAUUCCGCCCCCCCUGACGCCCAAGCCAAUUGGCAGCAGCCUGGCUCGGACGCCAAUGCCAGAGCCUAUCCCGGCCCUCCCGGCCCUCCUGGCCCUCCUGGCGGCCCAGGCGGCCCAGGUGGCCCCGGAGGUCCCAUGCCCAACAGACCUUAUCCCCAAGAUUUUGCCGGCCCCGAAGAUGGUCGUUCCACCCCUCAAAUGAUGCGCAACAUGAACACACCAGAGCCCGUUUCUCGCCCGCCUGCUUUCAACCACAAUCCUCAAGAGCGCAGCAACAAGGCCUAUCACUCUCCUGAGCUCCGUCGCGCUAAUAGCCGACUCUCUAGCUCCACGCUGGCUCAGAUGCAUGAGGCCCGAACUCAGCCCUACGCCAACGAACUCGACGGUCAUCCCAUGCCAGGCGGCAAUGGUCCGCCGCCAUCCGCGCACAAUCAGUACAUGGGCGGACCUGGCCCUCAAGGGCGUCCCGGACAGCUGCCACCGUCACUCAGCGUACCUCCUGGCCCAGGCCAGAACCGAUCCAACUCGCCCUACGGACCACCAAGCCCCGGUAUGGGCCCCGGUAUGGGACCUGGUAUGGGACCCGGUCUAGGCCCAGGCAGCCGUCCUUCCACGGCAGAGGGACGUCGCUCUCCUUAUCCUCCUGGCCAAGGGCCGCCUCCUGGUCAAGGCCCACCCCCUGGCCAAGGCCAAGGACGCGGCAGACCGCCGCCCGGCCAUGAACACUAUAGACCUGGGCCCGGCGGACCCGGCCCUCGCGGUCCCGGAGGCCCCGGAGGCCCUGGAGGCCCUGGAGCUCCGCCUGGUGCUGGACCUAUGCACCGAAAGCCCAUGCCCAUGCGCGGCCCACCACCAAACCGUGGCCCGCCACCUUCUGCCGACGACAUUAUCGACGCAUAUAGCGAGAUGCGCAGCCCUUCGGGUACAGCCCCUCGCCCACAGCAUCAUGGUGGCCCUCCUGCUGGCUAUGGGCCUGGCCCCGGUUCUGGACGCCCUUACACACCUAAUGACGGACGCCCUUACACACCCAAUGGCGGCCCCGGACCUCAAGGACCGCCACCAGGCAGCUUCUCGCGACCAAUGCGAAGCCCGCCCGAAGGCCAACGGCCCCCGUAUCCCCAGCAGCAGCAGCAGCCGGCAUACCAAGGCCAGGCUUUUUGA